CACCAGGGUGUCUCACUGACCACACAGAGCUUGAAGAAGCCAUUAGCUUCCAGUCCGCUUCGUGUUUACCGCAGCUAGCUCCUGAUGGAAUAAUUUAUUAUUCUUUACGUGACUUUAAUGAGUUGAGAGCUUAGAUCAAACCGGUCCUGUUGUCGGUGUAGCUAUGGCUCAUCUGACUGAAAACCCCGCUGAUAAAGAAAGGUUCAUCUGCGUCUAUCCCAUCUACAUCAACAGCAAGAAGACGCUGGCGGAGGGACGCCGGAUCCCCACAGAGAAGGCGGUGGAGAACCCGUCCUGCGCAGAGAUCCGUGACGUUUUGACGGCUGCAGGGAUGAACGUCUACGUGGAGAACAAGAUGCAUCCCAGGGAGUGGAACCGGGACGUCCAGUUCAGAGGUCGGGUCAGAGUCCAGCUGAAGCAGACGGACGGCAGUCUGUGUCAGGACAAGUUCAGAUCCCGGAAGGACGUGAUGUUCUACGUCGCUGAGAUGAUCCCCAAACUAAAGACUCGAACCCAGAAGAGCGGAGGAAGUGACAGCAGCACCCAGCAGGGCGAGGGGGGCAAGAAGAGCAAGAAGAAGAAGAAAUGACCUCAACCUUUCUUCUUCUUGAGUUUGAAUCUGAGUCAGACUGAACUAAACCCUGAAACUCCA
Gambusia affinis (western mosquitofish) is the source of this 652-nucleotide messenger RNA. It is a transcript of the gene srp19, whose product is annotated as signal recognition particle 19. The transcript is spliced from 5 exons. NCBI's taxonomy places the organism in Eukaryota, Metazoa, Chordata, Actinopteri, Cyprinodontiformes, Poeciliidae. Gene Ontology annotation, molecular function: 7S RNA binding. Gene Ontology annotation, cellular component: signal recognition particle, endoplasmic reticulum targeting. The coding region runs from base 164 to 589 and encodes 141 amino acids. The record is from RefSeq and is a predicted model, not a curated record. Gene Ontology annotation, biological process: SRP-dependent cotranslational protein targeting to membrane; SRP-dependent cotranslational protein targeting to membrane, signal sequence recognition.